AUGCGGAGGCUCGCUCUCGUUCUGCUGCCCUGUGCCGUCGCCGUCCUGGUGCACCUGUGGUGGGCACAGCGACCCUCCUCCGCUCCGCCGGACCACCACUCACUCUCGGAUGAAGCCUUACCUUACUAUGAAGUUCUGGUGGGGGUGCUGUCAGCGAGACACCAUUAUGAACUGCGACAAGCGAUAAGGGAGACGUGGCUGGGCUACAUCCGGAAUCACCCCCACUUCCAGCACAGAGUGGGGGUGAAAUUUAUCGUGGGCAAACAUGGGUGUCCCAUUCCAGAGGAGGACAGAGAGGAUCCGUACUCCUGCUCCAUCCUGAACUUCACCGAGCCAGUCACAGGACAGGAUGCUGAGAUCGAGAUGGUGACCGUGGCGGACCCCUCGAUGCUCGCCCUGUCCGACGUGUCGGCCAUUGCCCUGGAUUUCAAGGUUCUGCACCCGGUGGUGAUCACCAGGCUGGGGCUGUUUCCCAGAGGAACCGAGCCUGAGCUUCAGAGCAACAUAACGGUGAAGCUUCUCCAGCUGGACCAGGAGGAGGCUGUGGUUACUGCUCGCUUCAGUGCCAUCAGCACAGGGACCAUGGUGAACGGAGUUUGGUACAAACCGGUGGAGCAAUUCAUUUUGCCCAAGGGUUUUGAAGGGACGUUGGUUUGGGAGAGUCUGGACUCUUCUGGAUUGACAACGGUCGACUCCUCCGUGCAGCUCAACGAUGGAGGAGGCGUCCUCAAGAUCUCCUCGAUCGCAGAAGGCAUAUUGCCUCAUAGAAGUGCUCUUGGGUUUCCUGGUUUGGCGGGAGGCUUCACAUUUACCAUCUACGAUGAGGACGGUCUGUCGGGGCUCCUGCGGGGUCGCCCGGCCAGGAUGGAGCAGCACGCCUCCAGGCUGAGGCAGGAGGACGCCACCUUGCAGCGGGAGAGCCUGAGGCACGGCGACAUGGUUUUCGUGGACGUAGUUGACACCUACAGGAACGUGCCUUCCAAACUGCUUCAGUUCUAUAAAUGGUCUGUAGGAAACGCUGACUUUAAUCUGCUGCUGAAGACGGAUGAUGAUUGUUACAUCGACAUCGACUCAGUGUUAAUGAAGAUUGACCACAAGGGUCUCAAGCGCAGCAAUUUCUGGUGGGGAAAUUUCAGGCAGAGCUGGGCAGUGGAUCGCAUUGGGAAGUGGCAGGAGCUGGAGUACGCCAGUCCGGCCUACCCGGCGUUCGCCUGCGGCUCGGGCUACGUGGUCUCUCGUGACCUAGUCCAGUGGCUCGCCAGUAACGCAGAGAAACUCAAGGCCUACCAGGGAGAAGACGUGAGCAUGGGGAUAUGGAUGGCAGCCGUUGGACCACAGAAAUAUCAGGACCCCGGCUGGCUGUGUGAGAAGGAGUGCUACCUGGACAUGCUGUCGUCCCCCCAACACACAGCUGAGGAGCUGCACAUCCUGUGGGACAGGAAGAGGGCCUGUGGAGACCCCUGCGGUUGUCCCUGGGGCCACUAA
Molecule: messenger RNA, 1485 nt
Organism: Limanda limanda (common dab)
Lineage: Eukaryota; Metazoa; Chordata; Actinopteri; Pleuronectiformes; Pleuronectidae
Gene: b3galnt2
Product: beta-1,3-N-acetylgalactosaminyltransferase 2
Exons: 12
Coding region: 1-1485 (494 amino acids)
Cellular component (GO): membrane
Molecular function (GO): hexosyltransferase activity
Source: RefSeq, a predicted model, not a curated record